Polistes canadensis is the source of this 847-nucleotide messenger RNA. RefSeq lists its product as uncharacterized. NCBI's taxonomy places the organism in Eukaryota, Metazoa, Arthropoda, Insecta, Hymenoptera, Vespidae. The transcript is spliced from 6 exons. The record is from RefSeq and is a predicted model, not a curated record. The coding region runs from base 47 to 838 and encodes 263 amino acids.
UUCUUCAUUCGAUACGUUUCUAUAGAAACAAAAGCGAUGUUUUAAAAUGGAUCUCAUUCCUCAAUAUACGUUCAUUCCACUUGCAUGUAAAAACUAUUUUGGUAUAAACGAUAAAGAAACACAAAAUUUACUUAACAAAUGGGGUUUGAAGACAAAUAUCAUUAUUCAACAUUUUUCCUUCAAUGAACCUUUUUAUUUGUAUCAUAAAUACCAUUUUACUGAGGCCUUUUUUAAAAAUUGCGUCGUUGCAGAAAAUUUAUUAACAAAAACAGGAAACUCAUGGACAAAGCAAGGAGUUAUUGCAUCAACUGUGGACGUAGAACAAAUACCAUGUUCUGUUAUAAAUAUGUCUUUUUUUGAUAAAUUACGAAAUCCAGAUAAAGGAAUAAUAAGUAGUUCUGGUGUUAUUCGUAAGAGAUAUGAUAGCGAAAUUCAUGAUUUCCUUGUUUCUGACAAAUUAAGAGAGAUGUUAUUGGAUGAAGAGUCAGAUCAAUAUAAUUUAUAUUCGAAAGAUGAAAGAAACGAAUUUAUCUUUUGCAUUUUCCAAAUGUUAGUUCUUGGUGGAAGUUUAUGUCAAUACGAAGACACUUUGGAACCAUAUCUUAAUACUACAAAACGGAUGUAUAAAGAUCUCAUAAGAGUACAAAAACGAAAAAAUUCAGAGGAAUUAUCCAUCAGUACAACAGUUUUAAAAGUUAUAGCUAAAGAUAAUAAGAAUCAAGAAUAUUUUCCAAGUAAUACUUCUUGUAAUGUACAGAAUAUUGGAUUUCUACUGAUUGAUGGAAAUCUACGUGAAGUUACAACGUUUCUACAUCAGUUUAGUGGAUACUCUGAUUGAUAUUGUAAU